Peromyscus californicus insignis is the source of this 447-nucleotide messenger RNA. RefSeq names its product splicing factor U2AF 35 kDa subunit-like protein. NCBI's taxonomy places the organism in Eukaryota, Metazoa, Chordata, Mammalia, Rodentia, Cricetidae. Gene Ontology annotation, biological process: mRNA splicing, via spliceosome. The record is from RefSeq and is a predicted model, not a curated record. The annotation marks the transcript as partial. Gene Ontology annotation, molecular function: pre-mRNA 3'-splice site binding. Gene Ontology annotation, cellular component: spliceosomal complex; U2AF complex. The transcript has 3 exons.
AUGACUGCACCUCCAGAGCCCUUCUUGGAGGAAGUCUUCACUGAGAUGGCAGAAAAGUACGGACAGGUUGAAGGGAUGAACGUCUGUGACAACCUAGGAGACCCCCUGGUGGGGAACAUGUAUGUCAGGUUUCGUCAUGAGGAGGAUGCAGAGAAAGCUGUGAUGGGCUUGAAUAACCGCUGGCUUAACGGGCAGCCAAUCCGUUCAGAGCCGUCCACCGCGCCUGACUUCAGGGGGGCCUGCCAGUAUGAGAUGGGCGAGUGCGCGAAGAUGGGCUUCUGCAACUUCAUGCAUCUGAGGCCAAUCUCAAGAGCGCUCCACAGGAAGCUGUCCGGGCGCCAGUGCAAGAAACAGAGUUCCAGGUCCCGAUCCCGGGAAAGGCAUUCUCCAUCCAGAGACCGUGGUGGUGGUGGCGGCGGCGGCGGCGGCGGCGGCGGCGGCGGUGGC